AUGGACUGUGAUGCCCUGCUGCGGCUGAGCCUCUGGCAGCUGGAUCCCAUCAGGACGGUACUGAACCAGCUGGCAGCGGCGCACGGCGGCUCCCUAGGCCCAGAGGCGCAGGCCGCCCUGGCGCGCGCGCUGCGCUCGACGCCCCUGCUGCGCGCGCUGCCGCCGGCGCCGCGCUACCUGGCGCAGCUACUGAAAGGCCUGGUGGAUCAGCCAGGGUCGGGGGCGGGGGGCGGGGCCAGCGGCGGCGUCUCGGACGAGCUGGCUGAGCUGUGCACUGAGGUGCUGCUGCGGCCGCCGGCCCCUUCCUCGGGCGCCGUGUGGCCCCACAAGACCUGGUAUUACUCGUCCGCACCUUCGUCAGAGCAGCUGACAGUGCUUGAGGCGGCCCAUGCGUCGCGCGUGACGGCUUUUCUUGCGGCUGAAGGUGGUGCGGCGCCCAAUGGCGACAACCACCAUCACCACAAACAUCACGAGCAGCAGCAACAGUCGCAGCAGCACGAGGAGCAGCAGCAACAGAAGCAUCAACAUCACAAUCAACAGCAGCAGCAGGAGGAGGAGCAGGAGUGGACGCAGGAAGGAGAGGCGCCGAGCGCCUCUGCAGGGCUGGUGACCCUGAGGCUGUCACAGAACAUGCUGGACGGCAACACAGGCAAGCGCUGCCUGGACGUCGGCUGCGGGUCGGGCCUGGUCGGGCUCGCGCUGUUCCGCGCCGGCGCCGCGUCGGCGACGCUCGCAGACGGCGACGCCGGCGCUCUCAUGAACUGCAUCCGCAACCUGGGGCUCAACGGCGUCGGGCGCUCCGCAGUGCUGGCGGGCGGCCUGCAGGAGGCCGUGGCGUGCGGGGCGCGGGUGGCCGUAUGCCCCAUGGUUUGGGAGGAGGUGGCGGCAGAAGAGGAGGAUGAGGAGGAGCAGAGGAGGGCGAUAGCGCGGCUGCCCUGGUUUGAGUUGCUGGUGGCCUCUGACGUGCUAUACGACCCCAACAUCGUUGCGCCCUUUGUGCGCGUACUGGCGCGCCUGCUGCGGCGGGCGCCGCCACGGCUCUUAGAUGCGGACGAGGCGCGCGGCGCGCCAAGCGGCUACGGCACCAGCAGCGCGUGCUGCGCGUACGUAGCGACGACGUUCAGGCAGCCGGCGACGUUUGCGCUGUUCGAGCGGCGCGCCGCUGAGGCCGGGCUGCGGCUGGAGCGGCUGGCCACCGAGGGGCUUGGGCAGCGGGGGGCUGUCGCAUUCCAAGGCGCACGCGCGCUGCAGGACCGCGGUGGGAUCAUCUUGCACCGUGUCACCGCUUUGGCAGGUGCUUUGCACCACGUGUAA
Monoraphidium neglectum is the source of this 1314-nucleotide messenger RNA. RefSeq lists its product as hypothetical. The record is from RefSeq and is a predicted model, not a curated record. The transcript is spliced from 4 exons. NCBI's taxonomy places the organism in Eukaryota, Viridiplantae, Chlorophyta, Chlorophyceae, Sphaeropleales, Selenastraceae. The coding region runs from base 1 to 1314 and encodes 437 amino acids.